Molecule: messenger RNA, 624 nt
Organism: Danaus chrysippus (African queen)
Lineage: Eukaryota; Metazoa; Arthropoda; Insecta; Lepidoptera; Nymphalidae
Source: the annotation of a GenBank genome assembly
AUGCAUCAAUUGUCAGGGUCAACUUGCUCAUAUAUUGAAACAAAUACAACAGAUGAAGAUAUUUAUGAUAUUAAUGAAGAGACAAUUGAUGCAUCCCUUUUCUUCGAACAGCGGACAGAAACUCUGCAAGAAGAAGAGAAUGAAGACGAAGAAAUAAUUGUUGAAGAGCUCGCAGUCUACCAUAAUUCAGUGAGAUUUCCUUUAAAACUUGAAAAAGAUUUACAGCGUGACGGCUUCCAAAGAGAGCCGCCGGCUUUUCAUUGUAUCGUCGCUGAAGUUCAGAGACAGAACGAGCUGUCGUUAGUAGGGUACGCCGUGUACUACCCCGUGUACUCACCCUGGCGAGGGAAGGCUCUGAUACUAGAAGACCUGUUCGUGAAGCCUCGUGAGAGAAAACGUGAAAUUGGUAGCUAUUUAUUCGAAGCUGUAGUGAAGGAGGCGCAUCUUGCAGGGUACAGUAGAGUAGACUUUCACGUGGCAGGGUGGAACAGUGCGAGGACAUUUUACGAAAGAAAAGGAGCUGAGAACUUGACGCAGAGUAUGGGCGUGUGUUACUACAGACUGACUGGGGCGCCGCUGACUGCUGCGGCCGCCGCGGCUGAACAAGAACAUGUUAUACUAUGA